Molecule: messenger RNA, 654 nt
Organism: Camellia sinensis
Lineage: Eukaryota; Viridiplantae; Streptophyta; Magnoliopsida; Ericales; Theaceae
Source: RefSeq, a predicted model, not a curated record
AUGAGAGAACCCACUAUGAAGCCUCGAUAUUUGACAAGUUUUGUAUUUGAUACAGAAGAAAAUUCUGCUGCAAUGACAAUUGCCAAGUAUACUUCUGAUCUCUUGGCUCGUGCUGGCCUUACCGAUUACAAGACUGCCACUACUCCAGUUGAUCCUCAGACUCGUCUUACACCUCUUGAUAGUUCUCUAUUGUUUGAUGCCACUUUAUAUCGUCAGCUAGUUGGCAGUCUUGCCUAUCUCAUGGCUACUUAUCCAGCUAUUGCUUAUGCUAUUCAGAUUGUCAAUCAAUUCAUGGCUGCCCCCCGCUCUCCACACUAUGAUGCUCUGGUUCGCAUUUUGCACUAUCUUAAAGGCACUAUGUUUCAUGGUCUUCACUAUUCUGCUCAGUCUUCUCUACAGCUACAUGCAUUUUCUGAUGCAGAUUGGGCAGGAGAUCCUACAGACCGUCGUUCCACUACCGGGUUCUGCUCCUUCUUGGGCAACUCUCUCAUUGCUUGGCGUAGCAAGAAGCAAAAUCUUGUUGCUCGUUCUAGUACCAAGGCUGAAUAUUGUGCUCUUGCUGACACUAUUCAAGAGCUUGUGUGGCUUCGUUGGCUUCUUUCUGAUAUGGGUGUUUCUCAUUCUGCUGCCACCAAUCUUUAUUGUGACAACUAG